AUCAAUUUGUGGCUGCAGUCUCGAGGUUUAAGAUUCGCGGGAAAAGCGAAGAAGAGAGAGAGAAGGAUUUGCAAGUGGGAUUCUGAUCUAACUUUGAACAAUGGCAGAGAAACCAGAAGAUUUGAAUCUUCCUAACGCAGUUAUUUCACGCCUGGCAAAAGAUGCUCUCCCUGAAAAUGUUAACAUAUCCAAAGAAGCCAGAACUGCCAUAGGAAAAGCUGCCAGCGUCUUUGUUCUUUAUGCUACAUCAUGUGCAAAUAACUUUGCACAAAAACAGAAGAGGAAGACAUUAACUGCACCUGAUGUAUUUGAAGCUUUAGAGGAAAUGGAAUUUGAGCAGUUCAUUCAACCUCUUAAAGAAAGCUUAGCUUUGUUCAGAAAGGAACAAAAAGGUAAAAAGGAAGCAGCAGCUGAAUCAAAACGAAAGAAGAGUGAUACUGCAUCUGAACCAGAACCAGAAUCCAAACGUCAAAAAACAGAAUCUGAUGACAAAGAGAAAUUGAAAGAAACUAAAACAGGAGGAGCAGAUAAAGAUACAGAAAAUGAAGAAGAUCC
Messenger RNA from Pocillopora damicornis (cauliflower coral), 555 nucleotides. Its product is annotated as DNA polymerase epsilon subunit 3. Gene Ontology annotation, cellular component: CHRAC; epsilon DNA polymerase complex. Gene Ontology annotation, molecular function: protein heterodimerization activity; chromatin DNA binding. NCBI's taxonomy places the organism in Eukaryota, Metazoa, Cnidaria, Anthozoa, Scleractinia, Pocilloporidae. Gene Ontology annotation, biological process: heterochromatin formation; leading strand elongation; DNA damage response. The record is from RefSeq and is a predicted model, not a curated record.